Molecule: messenger RNA, 1074 nt
Organism: Sphenostylis stenocarpa
Lineage: Eukaryota; Viridiplantae; Streptophyta; Magnoliopsida; Fabales; Fabaceae
Source: the annotation of a GenBank genome assembly
AUGUCUUGCUUCAAGAGCAAAUACCAAGAUGAGCUGAUUGCGAAUGCUGCAUACAUUGGGACCCCUGGAAAGGGUAUCCUUGCAGCUGAUGAGUCAACCGGCACCAUUGGAAAGCGUCUAGCGAGCAUCAAUGUGGAGAAUGUGGAAACAAACAGACGCAUUCUUCGUGAGCUCCUAUUCACCGCCCCUGGUUGUGUUGAAUGCCUCAGUGGUGUCAUCCUGUUUGAGGAAACCCUCUACCAAAAGACAGCUGCAGGAGUACCCUUCGUGGACGUAUUGAAGAAAGGAGGAGUACUUCCUGGCAUAAAGGUGGACAAGGGCACGGUGGAGCUAGCCGGAACAAACGGCGAAACCACCACCCAAGGUUUAGACGAUCUCGGCCAGCGCUGCAAGAAGUACUAUGAGGCGGGCGCGAGGUUCGCAAAGUGGCGGGCAGUUCUCAAGAUAGGACCAAACGAGCCCUCUCCACUCGCCAUCCACGAGAACGCGUACGGGCUGGCCCGUUACGCCGUCAUUUGCCAGGAGAACGGCCUGGUUCCGAUCGUGGAGCCCGAGAUCCUGUCUGACGGGCCGCACGACAUCCAGAAGUGCGCGGACGUGACGGAGCGCGUGCUGGCAGCGUGCUACAAGGCGCUGAACGACCACCACGCGUUGCUCGAGGGGACGCUGCUGAAGCCGAACAUGGUGACACCGGGGUCGGAGAGCGCGCGCGUGGCGGCGGCGGUCAUCGCAGAGCACACGGUGAGGGCGCUGUUGCGGACCGUUCCGCCGGCGGUUCCGGCUAUCGUGUUCCUGUCGGGGGGGCAGAGCGAGGAGGAGGCGACGGUGAACCUGAACGCGAUGAACCAGCUGAAGGGGAAGAAGCCAUGGUCGUUGACUUUCUCGUACGGAAGGGCCCUGCAGCAAAGCACGCUGAAAGCGUGGGGUGGCAAGGACGAGAACAUUCCCAAGGCACAGGUAGCGUUGCUCGUGAGGUGCAAGGCCAAUUCCCAGGCCACGCUUGGGACUUAUAAGGGUGAUGCCAAGAGCGAUGGCGCGUCUGAGUCUCUUCAUGUUAAGGAUUAUAAGUACUGA